GUUUAAGGGCAGAACUCCAUUGCCAUGACUUCAUACAGCAGAUGUUGAUGUAGGCAAGGAGUGCUGAACCUCGUUAUCAUGACCUGAUUCGUCUGCUUGCAAGAAUCUCUAAUGCAAAGAAAAUGUUGUUAUCAAGGCACACUCUGACUCAUCUGUCAGCUGUCAAUGAUGUUCAACUGCCUGUUUUCCCCAAUUUGGCACAUUUGACAAUUGAGAUCUGGGGCUUCAGGGGCAGUAGCUGGGUUCUGCACUCUUUGCUCAACUCAGCCUCCAAACUACAAUCUCUUGUCAUUGACUUGGAUGAUACAGGUCUAGCACCGAUGAGAAUGAAGUGGGAGAAUUUAGAAACUGCUUGCACGCCGGAGUGUUUGUUAUCAAGCCUGGAGGAGAUCGAGAUCCUGGAACUCCUCCAAGCAUAUGGAGAAGAGAGGAAAAUGAUAGCACAUUUGCUCAAGGCUGGAGUUGUCCUGAAGAAGGUGAAUAUUCACGCAAGUUAUUCUCACCUAAUGGACGACCCAGAUUUUUUGUCACUACCAAAACUUCCAAGAGGAUCGAGCGCUUGUGCAGUCGAGCUUUUCGUGCCCUAAAGCAAACUGAAGCGACAUGACUGACAGUAAGAAGAACACCCGCGUCGACGACAAAGAGUAGCCUCUCAAUAACAUAUGAUGAAUUGCAUUUUGAUUUCGUUAACCUAAUUCGCUAGGGUAAGGAUUCUUGCGUGCUCUGUUCUGAUUAUACGAGCCAUCUCUUUUGGGAGUAAUGGUAUGGAUGCAUAAUCUACUGAGGCAUUGUUAGAUGCUUUGGUCCAAGACCGAAUGUUUCAAGCUCUUGUUGUCUAGGUUGCUUCAGAAGCUUGAUUUGUUCUAAGCUGAUUAUAAGAACUUAAGAAGUGUCAAUUCAGGCUUUCUCAUGUUUUGUCUUCCAAGAACAUGGAAUGUUCGAUAUCUAUCAAUGAAGGAUUGAUCAACCUGUUUUAUGAAAUUGAGUGGUCCCUUGACUUUUGAGUACGUCCUCAUAUAUCAGGCUCCAACCUAGGUAGUCAUAUGGAAGGGUGUGCAUGGUCUAAUUUGAUCUAGAAAUAGAACGAAUUGACUCUAGAUCGAAUCGAAAAUGAACGGGUAAAAUCUCA
Messenger RNA from Linum trigynum, 1129 nucleotides. The record is from the annotation of a GenBank genome assembly. Lineage: Eukaryota; Viridiplantae; Streptophyta; Magnoliopsida; Malpighiales; Linaceae.